UUUGUUCUUCCCGUCGCUGGUUUCGUCUCGCGAGUUGAAAUGUACUUUAAAAUGUCAAAUACAUUCAUUUUUUGGCUUAUGGGAGAGGUGAAAGUGAACCUGCUCCUACAGUGAUGAACGAGAUCGAAGAUUCAAAAAGCAGAAAAAUAAAUACAUUCUUUGGUGCAGGCGUUUCUGCGGAAGAAUAGAGAGAGGAACAUAUAAAUCUUGAUCAGAAUUUCAAGAAGCGCUAGAAUGAAAUGCACCAGCGAGGGGGCGAUAGCCGUCAUUAUCACUCUACUUUGCAGGAUCAGCGACCAGUACAAGCCAGUCUUUCUUCUGCAUGGGGUUUCAGGGAACUCUACCACCUUUGAGCACCUCAUCGAGAGAAUAAACCAGGCACAUCCAGGCACCGUCAUCCACAAUUCUAACGCUUAUCCAGACGCUCGCAGUCUAACCCCGCUUCCGGUUCAAAUAGCAGGAGAGCUUGGCGAAGAAUUUCGAAAUUUUUCCAUGAAGUAUCCAGAUGGAUUUCAUUUUAUCGGAUUUUCUCAGGGGAGCGUUUUAAGCAGGGGUCUGAUCGAGUCGUACGAGGAACACACCGUCCAGAAUUACAUCGCCAUUUCAGGACCGAUGGCUGGUCAAUACGGGCCAAGCAGUUUAGGUAACUUCCCUUUGCCCUACCAGACAGGGUUCCUCGUGUUUUACAACCCUAUAGUGCAACGCGCCGUCUCCAUAUCUAACUAUUGGAACGACCCCAACCAUCAGGACCUGUAUCAGAUGACCAGCAUUUACCUUCCGUACAUCGACAAUCAAGUCCUCUCAUCCUCUAGUGAAUCCUACAGAAGGAGCUUUACGAAGCUCAAGAAUUUAAUUUGCAUCGGUGGACCUCAAGAUGGUGUCAUAUCGCCGUGGCAAUCUAGCCAUUUUUCAUACAUACAAACAAACGGAGAAAUCAUCAACUACAGAGAGCGAGAGCUUUACAUGAACGACUCCUUUGGUUUGCGGACUCUGGACCAAUCAGGGAGAUUUCACAUCUUUGAAAAAAGCGACGUUUUUCACUCCGAUUGGGCUUCAAAUGAUGAUGUCAUAGAUCGAUUUAUUCUUCCGUUUUUAGAUUAA
This is a messenger RNA of Bemisia tabaci, 1101 nucleotides long. Its product is annotated as lysosomal thioesterase PPT2 homolog. Lineage: Eukaryota; Metazoa; Arthropoda; Insecta; Hemiptera; Aleyrodidae. The record is from RefSeq and is a predicted model, not a curated record. Gene Ontology annotation, molecular function: thiolester hydrolase activity. Gene Ontology annotation, cellular component: lysosome.